This is a messenger RNA of Lasiodiplodia theobromae, 1896 nucleotides long. RefSeq lists its product as uncharacterized. The transcript has a single exon. Bases 1 to 1896 code for a protein of 631 amino acids. Lineage: Eukaryota; Fungi; Ascomycota; Dothideomycetes; Botryosphaeriales; Botryosphaeriaceae. The record is from RefSeq and is a predicted model, not a curated record.
AUGCCUCCCGUACGGCCUCACCUUUCGGUCACGCUGCCGAAGAACUUCACCUUCCACUACACGGACGGCGAACAACCACGGACGCCGGAGCCUGAAUGCGCCGAGGAACCGACAGAACCGCCCCAGCUUCCUCGUCAGACGUACCGCGUCAGGCGUCGCAGGCGUGCCCUCCCGACGUACGCACCUACCAAUUUCGCAAACGCGUCACAAGACCUGCCAAUCCCCACCAUCGAGGUUCCGGAGCCCGGCUUCGACGCGCCCUACGCGCCCUUCUCGGACACGUCCUCCGAACCUGAGAGGGGCUAUCUUGCUCCCACUCCCACCGCCUUCCGCCUGUUCUCUCCGCCCAAGACCCCAGUGGCCCAAAUCGGAAUGGAGCGGAACAGCACUGGAAACUUCCACCGCGACGCGGACAUUGAAAGCCAGGCCGAGAGCAUCAGCCGUCCAUCGUCUGCGUGCUCCGGCAUUUCGGACUCCUCUAUCUCCUCUCGUGGUAGCACGGAUUCGUAUGGCGGCAGCUGCACAAGCCCCGAGAGUGACAACUCAGACCCAUUUGUCUUUCCGGAGCCCAAGCCCAGCCAAUUCCCCCCUUCCUCGCCUCUGCAGGCGUACAACACCGAGCGACCCGCCAAGCGUAUGAGGACUCGCAAGGACACCGUCUGGACCAAAGCAAUGGAUGACCAUCUUUGGUUGACUUACAUGAUGUGUCUACAAGACCCCACAGUCACCCCAUUCAAGAUGCUGCCCGGAACCGUCCCCCCUCUGGGUAUUUGCACCAAGGUUGCACGACAAGCCAAGAAGACGUGGAGAGGCGCCAUGGCGAAAAGCCACAACACUCCCUAUGCCCGAGAUGGUCGCAGUGGCAGCAAUACCCCCACCACCCAUGAUAUCCCGAAACCCGGCGUCAAAUGGCCCCGAUCGGAAGCAGCCGCUCGCGGCCGACUCCGCAAGAUCUGCAAGCGCCAGCCCAUGCUCGCCGCGCACUACCAGCGGCUUCUGAAGACCCGGACGCCAUCUCCAUUCCCGUCUUCUUCUCCGCGCUCUCAAUCAAGCUUGGGAACCGCCCCAAUGACCUCCCCCUUUGAACCUGCCCAGCCUGCGGAUCGAAACGAUGCGCCCGGCUCAUUUUCCACUCGCGACAUGAACGUUUCCUUGACCACGAGUACCUCGUCCAUGAUGCAAAUGGGCAACCCCCUUCAUGCACUGGCAGCUGAUGAAUCCCAGCAAGCUCCUAAUGAUGACUGGCUCGGCCAGCAAAAUGCUCGUUCGAAUGCUCACCAGAAGAGUCAAUCCCUCCAGUUUGGCCUCGGCCUCGGAAGCCCCGAGUCUGGUCACUCCAGCUCCUCGCUCGCUUCUCCGUUUGCCGGCAUGCCCCAGAAGCCGCACCAUGAUGUGCAAACCGUCAGGCCCGUUUCUCAGCCUCAGCCGAUGCUUGAUUCCCCUGUCGAAUUGCAUGCCCCGAUCCCCAUUACCCGAUCGUUCAAGCGCAGAGCCCAGCAAUACUUGGAAGACCUGCAGCACGCCGAAAGUUCGCACGUAGGACACAACAUCUUGCAAGAAUUGUUCGGUGCUCCGGCCGAAAUCAGCAAUCGCCGCGUACGGGCUCGAGGCUUCAGCUUGGGCGACAUGGGAGGCGGCGCGAGGAACCUUGCCGCGCUUUUCACGCCUCCGUCCUCGUUUGACCAGUCGAGCGGAUCGCCGAUGGCGGUCGAACAGGAAGAUCCGUCGGCGUUGGCCCCACAGGCUCCGGCAGAUCCGGCGAGACGGUUGGGAUCUCCAUUCUGCGGAAGGCCUUCCAAUAACAACAUCAGCAACACAUUCCCCCGGAUGACGUCGCCACGCCUGUUUGAGGAGUCUGCAAGUUUCGAGGAGCGUAUUGGCGGCUUAGGCAACUAG